This is a messenger RNA of Aegilops tauschii subsp. strangulata, 4220 nucleotides long. RefSeq lists its product as uncharacterized. The record is from RefSeq and is a predicted model, not a curated record. Lineage: Eukaryota; Viridiplantae; Streptophyta; Magnoliopsida; Poales; Poaceae.
UAAAAUAAAAAUCAGACAUGUCAUCACUCUAGAAAAGAGAGUAGAACAACAAAAGUUUAAAAAGCACAUGCAAAUUUAAGACAUUAUCAACAUGUGAAGCAGACAUCAAGGCCACAUUACACAAGUUUAUACACAGUUAAGUUAUAUGCUUAAGAAACAGCAAUAACAUAAUUACAGAGAAAGAAAGGAACCAAAAAGGAAGACAGUAACUGAUCCAUUCAGAUGCCCGUUGACAUGCUCCAUAUCUAUCCAAAGGCUGUCAUCAGUUCAGUUAUGAGAAGAAUCACCUCACACUAGUGAUAUACACAGAUUUUCAUGCUGCCGAAAGAUAGAUCACACAGAAGAUAGAUGCUCUUUAUCCGAAUUCAAGUUUUUUUUUUGCAACUCGAGAGUCAUGCAACAUCAAGUGCACAAAGCUAUAACGUCAAAUGAAUUUUCUACCAGUUGAGUUACAAUAAGAGCAUCACAUCUCACCGCUCCACCGCUCGCAGCCACGGCGACUCCACGCCUCCCGCUCGCCGUUGCCAACACCACCGCCGAUCUCACCGCUCCAACCUCGCGGCAUGCCCCCUCGCCGGCGAGGACCGCAGGCGGCGACCGCGGCCGCACCCCCUUCCCCCCUUAUUUGCCCCUCCACAUCUACGAAUCCUCCCCGGAGAUGGUGAGAUUGAUCUCGCCAGUUCUGCAGGGGGUACUCAUGGUGACCGGGGCUCGGGGUUGGGUGGAGCGGGCGACCAGGAUCCGCGACGCCACCGCAGCAUGGAUCCGGUGCGUGCGGGAGUGGAAGGCGGCGGAUCACAUGGUGGCGGCGGCGAUAGACCCGAGCAUGAGAUCCGCGACGAUGAAAUAUGCAGAGACUUGUCAGAGGAGGGCAGAUUUGGAGCAGAGGAUUCUGGCGAGGAAGAUAUACGGCGAGGCCACGGCGGAGGAAAGGGCAAGGAUGCCCGCCUCCCCCCACUCCCCGCCGGCCACGUUCGUGCUGUGGGCGAGGGCGGAGGCGAAAUCAGAGGAUCCCCGGAGGGCGCUGAGGUGGGAGUGCUUAUUGGGGGUGAUGCCGUCGGGCGCACCAAUGCAGCUCUCGUCCUCGUCGCCGGCGACCAGUCGAGAUUGAUUCGGCGGGCGGCGUCGCCGCCGGCGUUGGCGCUGACUUCUCCGGUGACAUGUGCGAGUCAGGCGAGAUUGAGGAGGGGCCGUCAGGUAUCUGCUCAAAUCUCAAGUUCUGAGGGUGGAUUCUCUUCGUCAGCUUCGGCGAGUUCUGGUUCCAGUAGGAGUAGCAGCUUGAGCCCGAGGAGGUCGACCUCGCCGCCGCCGGCGAUCUUCAGCUUGAGGGAGAGUGUGGACUCGGGCCCAUGGAAGCUUGUAGAUUGGAAAGCCCCACAGGUCAGUGGGCCAAGCGAAAAGGAUGGAAACGAGACAGCUGGCCGUUUCAGAGGGAGAGACGACUGCUACUCUACUAAAGUGGCGGCGCCUUCUCAAAACCCGCAUCCCAGUGCUCCCCCUGACCUGCGGGUUGGGUCAACACAGAGAGAUCCAGCUAGGGUUCGCCCGAGAAAUCCCAGAUCCAACCUAGUCUGGAUCAGGAAAGACAAGUUUGCCUCAGGUGAUUUUUCGGCUGCGGACUGUUUUCCUGUGGUUGUGCGCGAUUCCAAGCACCUGCCCAACCCCAAGUUCUUUAGUUUCUCCCGUGAUCACUGGUCGAGGAAGACGGGUAAGAUCCCUUACGCUUCUGUGGUUAAUCUCAUGGCGGGAGGUGGAAGAGACUCAGGCAAUAGAGGAGGAAGAUAUGGUGCUGGCAGGGGACAAAACCCGGGCCGUUCUCCUGCUACCACAACAGAUGGUCGACAAGCUGCGACUACUCUGCCUCCUCCUCAGGCUCCUAAGGCUCCACAGGCUUCCCAACCUCAACCCCCGCCUUUGUCGAUUUUUGCAAAACCCCCAUUGUUUCCUGUGGGAGCUGCUCCAGCCAUGAUGCAGCCAAAUCCCAUGUAUGGAUAUCAAGGGGGAUGGAACCCUCAGAUGCCACAGUGGCCCCAGCACCCCAGUUUCCCAUAUCAGUACAUGCCAGCCGCCCUUGGGUACGAUCAGCAAUUCAACUCAGCAGGCCAGAAUAUGCAUCCAGUGCAGACAAUGCAAUACAGUGGUGGGAGUUCAUCUGUAGGUGGUAGUGGACAGACUCAGACUGGUCACAACAAGAGCAAGAAGAAAAAGAACAAGAAUCAAAGUGCUGUUGUACAAGAUCAGAGUGCCUCUGCACAUGAAGAUGAUCCUCCUUUCACUGUGGAUCCAAAAUACAUUGGAGCCAUCUGCUAAUUGUGGCCUGCCUGGUCAUUUUGUGGGCAUGUGCUCCAUUCCCAAGAUUUGUUUCAUGUGUAAGACCCCUGGACACCAUAUGGAUGCUUGGCCCACCUGGUACAAAGCAUACCCAUCAGCUAUGUAUUGGGGGAGUGCAAAUACUGGACUUGGGUUCUUUCACAUUGAAACUAGUGAUAAAGAAGACAGUGAGUGGCUUAAUUUUGGCAAUGUGGGGCUAGUUCUUGUUGAAAAAGGUGAAAUUUCUGGUAAGGAGCUAGGACAUCACUUCUCUGAUAUGUGGAAGACUAACUGGCCUUGGCAGAUCAGACCUUAUGACAAAAACAAGUACAUUAUCAGAUUCCCUCCAAACAAAAAUAUUAAGGACUCGGUGGAAUACCCUUCAAUUAAUCUAAAGAAGGAAGGAGUGGCAAUCUCUUUUGCUGAUUGGAAUGGUGAGCAUCCUGUCUAUGACAGUCUGAUAGAAACUUGGAUUGUCAUUGAUGGCCUUCCACCAAAAUGGCUCUCUUGGUCGACUAUUGCUCAAGUGGCCACCACUCUGGGAGUGCUUGUCAAUGUUGACUGGCAUACCAUCUUCAGAAGUUUCUAUGAGAAAGUUAGGGUCCAGGUGGCUGUUAGAGACCCCAGCAAGAUCCCCAGAGACAGAGUUGUAGAGAUCAAUCAUGAGCUAUAUUUGCUGAAUUUUUCUGUGGAGAGAGAUGCUGAUAAUGGGACCACCUCAGACAAGCCAUCUGAUCCUGAUGAUAAUGAUGAUGAUUCAAACAAAAAGAAACAAGAAGAGGAGGAUUUUGAUUCUAGCAAUGAUGACUUACUGGGGGAGGAUAUGGAUACUGGGACUAGUAACACUAUCAACAAAGAUAAGAAUGUUGCUACCGGUACUGGUUCCAGAGGGCCAAAGUCUAUACAAAAAUGCUGCACCCCUGUCCCUGAGAGCAAUAUAGAAGCUUCUGUCUUCUCUAAAGUUCAAGGGGCCCCAAUGACCAAAAGCUAUCUGGAGGUUGUCAAAAAGAAGCCAAUAGAAAACAUGGGAGGUCCCCUCCUAGAGAGAUUUGAGGCUGUAGUUACUCAAUCCCACACCCUUCCCCAAACAUCUGACAAAAACAAGAAGUGGGGUCCUGUGAUUGCUACUAGAGCUAGCACCAGAAAUAAGAAAGAUGGGAGACCUACUCUGCAGAAAGCCCAAGAAUUGAAACAAAUCAAAGAUCUGGACCUACCAAAAAAAGGUGAGCUGAAUGAUAUUUGGAAGAAAGAAGAGAUCAAAGCUAGACAGUGGUCUAGGGAGAGGGAGAUCCUAGAAGGUGACCUUAAUACUGGGUAUUUCAAAGCGGUGGCAAGCCAAAAAAGGAGGAAGAAGCAGAUCCUGAUGCUUGAAAGUGAUGAAGAUAUUAUGGCGAAAAACAGCUUCCAUUUUGGCCUCGUGGGAGAUCAGGUGCGCGGACCCCGCCAAAAGGAGAUGUCAUCUCCUGGUGCAACAUCUGGAACAAAUGGCGCGAGCACCGCCCCUCCUUCUAUGGCCAGACCCUGGCUAGGGUUGAACCAAUGCUCUGGAGCGACAAGACCUUGCUUCAGGCCUGGAGUCUCGCUCUGACGACCUCAAGAAAGAUGCGCCGUCUGCAAAAAGUUCCUUAUAUUUAAAACUAGCUUCGUGUGGGUGUAUGUUGUACUCGGUACUAUCUUUCGCUCUCUUGCUCUUUUGCUCUUUAUCUUCUCCCUGGCCUGCUUCCCCUGGGAGCUGUCCAAGGGGAGAGGAGCAUAGAUUGCUUAGAGUUCCUGCUGGGGCAGCAUUUUGCUGUUUAUUUCCCCCGCGCGCCUUGUAGCUUUGAACAAUGUUCUGUGGUUUCGUUCUUGCAAUGGAACCGGGGCGUGAGCCCUUUUCCUCUAAAAAAAGGUUGAAGGAAAAUGUUGAGGGG